AUGCUUUCAACGUCUAAACCUCAAAGUCAGCGGAAGCUGGACGAAACAGCUAGCAGUCGCUGCUGCGCGGACACAGGAGAGCUUCUUUGUUACCGACUACCCCCACUCUUCGCCAGGCAGUCGCUAUUCAGGUUAAGGUUUUGCCAGCAGCUUAUGAACAGGGCAAUUAGUGAGGCCAUCGAGAACAAAGCCAGUUUCAGACACAUUGAAGAGCCAUCUGGCGGCAUCAAGGAUCUGACGGCUCCUUUUAAAGAAUACCCUGCUGGAGAUGGAGAGUAA
This is a messenger RNA of Colletotrichum higginsianum IMI 349063, 279 nucleotides long. RefSeq lists its product as uncharacterized. Bases 1 to 279 code for a protein of 92 amino acids. The record is from RefSeq and is a predicted model, not a curated record. NCBI's taxonomy places the organism in Eukaryota, Fungi, Ascomycota, Sordariomycetes, Glomerellales, Glomerellaceae. The transcript has 2 exons.